Pocillopora verrucosa is the source of this 2333-nucleotide messenger RNA. The record is from RefSeq and is a predicted model, not a curated record. NCBI's taxonomy places the organism in Eukaryota, Metazoa, Cnidaria, Anthozoa, Scleractinia, Pocilloporidae.
AAGGCGGAAGUUAAUUUUAUUCUGGCGCUUUCUGAGAAGGCAUUGUCAGUUUAGAGAAGUUGUUGAUCAAACCUCUCUGACCCUGAAUAACAAAUACGUUUGUUAGAAAUCGUUGUAUGCAACAUAAAAAUGCAGCAAGAAGGCAAAGCAGUUCAAGAACAUGAACAAGACUUUUCAGAGCCGUGGGAACAGAGCGAUGUUGUUCUACUGGUGGAAGGACAGAAAAUCCAUGUCCAUCGUCUCAUGUUGUCGAUGUGUUCUCCAGUUUUCUCUCGAAUGUUCUCCGCUGAAUUUAAAGAGAAAGAUGCCGAGGAGAUCCCGCUACCCGGUAAGAAAGCUGCUGAAAUAAGAGAGAUGUUGCUGGUUAGUUAUCCGAGUUUCUGCAAACGAGUGACAGACAACAACUUAGAUUUCUUGUUGCCUCUUGCUCGAGAAUAUCAAAUGACAGUACUCACACAAAAAUGUGAAGAUUAUCUUCUGUGGGGAAUGGAAAAGAAGAACGAAAUCAGCUCCAUUAUGGAAACCCUAAUCGUCGCCCAAAAUUUUUCCUUGGAAAGACUGAAAACUGAUUGCAUCAAGAAAACGCAAAAUCUUUCCACGGAAGAUAUAAAGAGCCACGAGUUGUACGAUCAAAUCGAGCCUCUUUCUCAGAGGAGGAUGGUUGAAUUGCAAAUGGAUAACAUGGAGAAAAAGCUCAGUGAAGCUAAAGCCGAGCUAGAGAAAUCCAACGCGGAGAUUUCAAAGUUACAAGGAAAGAUUAAAGAGAUGAAAAAAUUGGCUUCCGAAGGUUUGGAGUUCGUCGGAUCAAUUGCUACCAACCUUGGAAAUCACAUUCGUCACGCCAUGCAAAUGAAUUCGAGGUUUCAAGACUUUGCGAUGACCAAGGAGCAACAUUUGAAAACCAUUCAGAACGACACCAGCAGUCGUGCUACAUUCAACGGUCGGGAUAAAGUUUGUCUAUCGUUAAAUGGGACAUAUUCUCCUCUAGUAAAUCUCCACUAUAAGCUUUUGGCAAUUACAAAAGAGUUCAAAUAGAUGCUAAGAAAAAUAUCUAUGUUUAAAUAUUUCGUCGAUAAAUUUGGCAUAUCUUGUUAGGGCGUUUCUGCUACUACUACGUAACGUAAAUUGUAUUUCCAGACAUCAGUUCAAAGCAAGAUUGGAAUUAUUUGAGAUUCCACUGAAGUAGCUGCUUGCAGAUUCAUGAUACAGGUCUUUUUAGAUAGCAAAAAGUUUACUCCAUCCCGUUAUUAAGUAUAGCAAGUCUUGUUAUCGUGUCGAUCUCUGUCGCUGCUUAGUAACCUAAAUUGUGUUUUUGAGCAAGAGUGGAAUCAUUGAUUUCUUGGCUCCAGUUCUAGAUGCAGAUUUCAAUAUCUAGUUUUAUGUUCCUAUUGUUGGUAACAACAGGGUUGACUGUAAGCUUUCAGGAGUCUUCUUGACAUGAUGUGGUAAAUUACUUCACUAUUUAACAAUACACGGAAAACAAUCGUUCUUCAUUACCUCUGUCAUAAAAAAGCGUGUGCAUCAUUGAACAAACCUCUGCUAUAACUGGCAGCUGUAUGUGACUUCCAAUGAUUAGUAAAUAAUGAUAAUAGAAUUAUCACACUUAACAAAACCAAAAAACACUGCUAUUGCAAUACUGAGGUCAUCUGCUGAAGCGAAAGGCCAAGGCAGAUAACACAGUCAUGAGGUUUGAUAAUUCAUGAUAUCAAGCAAAAACCAAAUUCGAUAAUUGUUCUAUAAUAGGUUUUUUAAAAACGUUCAGCCAUAUUGAGUUCUCUAUGAGUUUAAUUCGUAAACGUUUGAGAACUCUACACGGACAAGGGGCAUGAAAACUAAGGAGACAUUGAACUCUACAUGAUAAACAUAAUAUUCGCAGCAGAUACUGGAUUAUCGAUCAUGUCCACUUCACACAUUAUUGUAUAUUGAUUGAAUGUUCUCGACCGAUCGGAUUUUUUUUAUAGUUAGUCUAAUGUAUAAUAACACUUAUUAUCUACCCCUAGAAAAAUUCGGAACGAUGGCUUGGAGCUGUUCAGACAGUCUCAGACUUGCAAACGUGACCUUUGCCAACAUCUAACGAGUUACAUACCUCACGUAUCCAAGUCCAAAUUGUUUGAAACGGUCUGAAAUAUCAACCUUUGUCUGGCAAUAUAUGUGUUUGGCACUGAAAUAAGAAAGAAGCGCUCCGUGACGUAUGGUGUCUGACAACAUGUGUUUGGCACUAACAUUAGGAAGAAGCUCACCAUGAUCCCUUUACACAAUAUGAGCACGUAGUUCUUUUUAGUUCAUUAAGAGCGACAUGGUGUCUUGUUCAAAACGAGUAAAUAAAAAUUCAA